AUGCAUGCAGGCAAUGACUUUACCGUUCUUGUCUCUUCUAUCUCUCCUCUAUGUCGUUUACGCCGACGGCGUCGACGAGGGAGAAAUAUACUAUCGAGGCAACGACUUGGUCGUGGACGCAGCAAGUGGAAACGUCGUAAUACGCCACAACAGUGGGAAUGAAACGAGUCUGCACGACUUGCAACAAGAACUUCAAGCUACGAGAAACCAGAUUUCCUCCAUUUUACCAGCAAACUGCAACGACGUGAUUAAAAAGGCGUUGUGGCUCAAUGUGUCUUCAGACGAUUGCAUACUGUCGCUGCCUUCUUGUUUCGGUGACGGAGAGGUGAUAGCCUGGCAGCACACAACCGGUACGUUUUCCUGCUCUUCCAACCUUAACGAUCAGAUUCUAAGCUUACAAUCCCGAGUAACAACGGCUCGUUCUCAGUUGGAAACACUUAGAUCCGAGGCAGCAUCCUCAUAUGCUCGUCUGCAGGGAUUCAUUGCCUGCCAGAGAGAGGGAAUGAGCUACAACGAGACUCUGGAUGUGUGUGUGCCCAUGGUGCCCGAGUGUACACGCGACGGUGAGAUUCUCGUCUGGAAUGCGGGUGAGAAUCGCUACCGCUGCUCGAGUUUCCUUGUCGACUCCGUCGACGCUCUCCAGACGGAACUAAAGCGGUUGUCGUCGCAAGCGCUGAAGGUCAACCAGAUUGGCGACACGCCGGAAAUGGCGGGAAUCACGUGCCGGGAUGUGCUACAAAAGCGCGGGAAGCUACCGAGCGGAUCCUAUUGGAUAGAUCCGAGUGGGAGUGGCAACGCGAGCAAAGCGUUCCAGGUCUACUGCGACAUGCUGACGGAUGGAGGCGGAUGGAGUCUGGUGACGGUUGUGAAGGCGGCCAAUGCUUCCUACGAGAAGAAAUACCCGGUAAACGGAAUGAAUGAGGACAACAUGUUGGCUGAUCGCACGGACAAGUGGGCUAGUCUCAAUCAAAUUCGACUCAAUCAAGUCUACAACGCAUACAAUGAUACGAUCAUGAGGGUCUACACGUCGGCCUUUAUUAGAUUAAAUACGGGUGAUCGGUCGCCCAGCCCACGCACGUACUACUUGCAAAAGUCGAAUAACGAAAAGCUCGAUUUCGACGCAUUUCGCGCCAUUCGAUAUGUGCCGCUGUGGGGAGUGAGGACGGCAGGCGACUACAAACUCAAUUACUUUCGCGCCGGGUUGAGAAACCCGUAUAAUCACGUGACUCACCGUUUUAUCGACUCGAGUAGGAGUAAGCAGAUGCAUCACUGGGAGCCACACGUCGUGAUAGUAAACGGAAGAUUCUACACAACUAGCAGGCAUGGAAUAGUGGGAGACGUGUUCAGUAACUGCGAGUGGCUCUACGAAUUCAACUUCCUUUCUUCUAGCCACGAGUCAUCCCAAUUGAAUUGCAGAGCAGACGCUGUUGUUUACGGGAAAAUAUGGAUCAAGUAAAAAUUUAAAGUUGGAAUAGAAUAUCCUGCAAAUGCGUCUUACAUAUCAAAAAUUGAAUUAAAUAAUAAUAAUAACAAAUUUAGCAUUUUUCCUAGGUGAUCGAACUUGUUACAUUAGUAUUUU
This is a messenger RNA of Corticium candelabrum, 1579 nucleotides long. RefSeq lists its product as uncharacterized. Gene Ontology annotation, molecular function: oligosaccharide binding; extracellular matrix structural constituent. NCBI's taxonomy places the organism in Eukaryota, Metazoa, Porifera, Homoscleromorpha, Homosclerophorida, Plakinidae. The record is from RefSeq and is a predicted model, not a curated record. The coding region runs from base 5 to 1456 and encodes 483 amino acids. The transcript has a single exon.